AUGCUUAAUUUAAUGGCGAUUCUGAUCCUGUGUCUUCGAAAAUGUGGACUCUCCAAAUGCAUCACCCUUUACCUGGUGGCAAUGGCAACUGCUGAUUUAAUGGGUGUUAUCAUAGGCGUUGUACUAGAGAGGAUCAAUAAUAUUUACGGUUUUGCCAAUGUUUUGCUCAUCACUCCGAUUUGCGCUCUGACACUUGUGUUUCGGCUCGCAGUCAUGGACUAUUCAGUCUGGCUGACGGUGGCUUUCACAUUGGAUAGAUGUAUUGCAAUUUGCACACAAAAGCUGCGGGAACGGUUUUGCACCGAGAGGACGGCGAUUAUAGGGGUGGUGAUUGUGGCCAUAUGGUGUUGUAUAAUAGGUUCUCCAUUUUACUUUGCAGUAGCUCCUUUCGAGGUUAUUGACAACGUUCAAUGGCGCUGUAUUUUCAGAGCAGAUUACUUUACUUCACCGGUGUGGAAAGCUUACCAGCUCUUUCAUGUUAUAAUUACCCCUUUAUUGCCAAUCGGCUUAAUUCUAUUAUUCAAUGCUUUAACAGUCAGUCAUAUUAUCGCGGCAAACAGAGUCCGUCGAGGACUCCGGAGCAGCAAUGACAAUGAGAAGGAUCCAGAGGUGGAGAACCGGCGAAAGUCAAUGAUUUUGCUGUUCGCUCUAUCAGCCAAUUUCAUUUUAUUGUGGAUCCCCUUUAUAGUCUCCAUUAUGAUCUGGCAGGCUCAAAAUUACUUUUAUACAGACAGGUAUCUCAAUUCGCCGUCGUUUAUCGUGCAAGAGUUUGGGUUCAUGUUGCAAUUUCUCUGCACCUGCACCAACACGUGUAUCUACACACUCUCCCAGAGGAAGUUCAGGGAAGAGAUGAAGAAAGGAGUGAAACAUCUGGUCACAUUGAAUGGCCGACUUUGUAGAUAA
Molecule: messenger RNA, 903 nt
Organism: Mobula hypostoma (lesser devil ray)
Lineage: Eukaryota; Metazoa; Chordata; Chondrichthyes; Myliobatiformes; Myliobatidae
Product: probable G-protein coupled receptor 139
Exons: 2
Coding region: 1-903 (300 amino acids)
Biological process (GO): phospholipase C-activating G protein-coupled receptor signaling pathway
Cellular component (GO): plasma membrane
Molecular function (GO): G protein-coupled receptor activity
Source: RefSeq, a predicted model, not a curated record